Messenger RNA from Leptopilina boulardi, 1168 nucleotides. RefSeq lists its product as uncharacterized. Lineage: Eukaryota; Metazoa; Arthropoda; Insecta; Hymenoptera; Figitidae. The record is from RefSeq and is a predicted model, not a curated record. The coding region runs from base 191 to 1168 and encodes 325 amino acids. The transcript has a single exon.
AAACACAAAAUCAAGCGAAUAUAUAUGUGGAUAUUUAAUCUUAAAGACGGAACACCCCAAAUUAUUCAUUUUUGAAACACAACUAGGUACUAGCUUUGUUAAAAACACAAAAAUCGCGAUCUCAAAUUUAGACCUAUUUGCAUAUGUAAAUUCCAAGUUUAUUUAUGUCGAAAAACACAUCAGGAAACAAAUGAAACAAUUGUACGUCGAUAUUGUAAGCCAAAAAUGUUACUUGGAGCAACAAACAAUUAAAAAUUCGUUAUCUCUAGCUACUCAAGCACCAGACCAAUUCGCGUUUGAUAUUAUGAAGGGUCCAGGGUAUAUGGCAUUGGUUUCAGGAGAAUCAAUCCACAUAAUUAAGUGUACCCCGAUGGAAGUAAAAAUCCAACAAGGAGAAAACUGCUACAAUGAACUUCAAGUAACCGCCAACAACAAAACAUUUUUCCUUUCUCCAAGGACACAUGUUCUGAAAACCAGAGGAACCCAAAUCCAGUGUAAUUCUCUUUUACCAUCAUACUACCUCGUCAACGAACAUUGGUAUAAAAUACUACCACAAGUCGUCGAAACAAUCCCACCUGCAGUGAUCCAACCUUCCAAGCCCAACACGUGGAAGUACAUCAACCCCGAGGAUUUGGCUACCAGUGGAAUCUACACCGAGAAAGAAAUUGAUCAACUCAACGAUAAAAUCAUGUUUCCUGUAGAGAAAACUGCAGUUCUAAAUAACUUAGCUAUGAGUAUGAGUGGACAUCAAAUCAUCUCUACCAAUGACAAUGUUCUGAAUCUAUUUAAUGAACAAGUUGUCGAAAAAUUCGUAAACAACACUUGGAAUAAGAUGUGGGACAAAUUUAUGGUUUUCGGUACGGCAAGUGCUAAAGUUUUUGCAAUCUUCACCAUUUUUCACCUCCUCAAAUCUGUGGUGAACACACUAGUCCAUGGGUACACUCUUCAUUCCAUCUAUGGUUGGUCCAUUCAUCUAUUAGAUGCAAUCUGUGGGUCUGUAGCUCAUUUAUUACUACAACUGGGUACUCGACCACCCCAACCUGAAGAUGUUCCGUUACAAGAAGUCACUUCGCAAGCAACGAAAGAAGUCCCAGCGGCAGAAGCUCCUCCUUCGCAACAACUAUAUCCUUCAAAUGAACUACAAAACAAAGAGGAUACUUCAACUUAA